Molecule: messenger RNA, 6669 nt
Organism: Trypanosoma cruzi
Lineage: Eukaryota; Euglenozoa; Kinetoplastea; Trypanosomatida; Trypanosomatidae
Exons: 1
Coding region: 1-6669 (2222 amino acids)
Source: RefSeq, a predicted model, not a curated record
AUGCAAAGGAAAAUACGCCGUCCUGUUCGGAGACGCCGGCGUGUUGGCUUGUUGCUGCCAAAGCUUGCGCACCCCGUACAGGAGACGGAAACAGAUGACGAGGAUGGCAAUGCGCCGUUGGGCACAUCGUUCUCACCGUCGCUUCAGGCGCAACAAUCCGUGAGGCUUGCCAGCACAAGUUUUAAAUUUUCCCGUGCCGUAUCACUGAGCCGCAGCAACACGAGCGCAACGGAGAAUAUUGAGGGUGAAUUAUGGUACGUGACAUCAAACAUGGGACCAGGGAAGCGCGCCACAUUGGCGAUGCAAUGGGUGACGUGCGACGAUCACAAACUGACGGUUUCAAGCGGCUGGAGCGAACGGGGUCGUAUAAUAGACAUGAUGCAAUUUGAUGGGAUUCGUGUCAUAUUUAGUUUUUCCCACGUGCACGAGCACUUUGCCUCCUUGCGUCAGGCUCCAAUAACGAGGAUUGUGCGGCGGGACGAUAACGGCAACUCCAUUUAUGUAAACGUCUGCAAAAAAGAUAAAGAGGACAGUAGAAACGAUUAUCAGCCACCACGGAGAGCCAUGCGAGAAUUCCGCCUUUGUGAAGGGAAGCUAAGGCCACGGUACUACUACUUUGGCAUUGAGUUCAGUGAACAUCGGGAUAACACCGGCGCACCCCGCAGACGGCAGCGACGACUUAUUAUUUUCGCAACGGACAUAAAAAGUGACCAGCAGGCGUGGUUGAAUUACUUCGCGUCGCUGGGGGAUCUCAAGUGCCGUUCCAUUUCAAAAACAAGCAAUACCCACGGCUGUUUUUCCGUGCAGGACGAGUCGCAUUCUCAGAGCUUGCCGGAGCCACAAAGUGUGGGGCGCCUGAACCUCGAGGAAAGGGACUGGGGCUCCUCUCGGUCAUACGAGCCGCUCGAGUUUGCCGCCACGGGACGCCCCGGCAGUGAGUCUUCCCCUUUUCUGGUGGAUUUUGAUGAACUUUCGGAGUCCCACGCAUCCGCUUUCCCUCGUUCCCGCCACAAUGAACAGUUGAGGAAUUAUUUAAUCGCUCAACUGACAGAUGAGGAAACACGUUUGCGUAAGACACUCUUCGUGGAAGAGGACAGCGACAGACGACGGCUGUGUGCCGUUCGACAGGCGUUGUCUUUAGCAUUUAGAGACAAUAAUUUAUUCUCCGCAUGGACAUCCACGCGACUGGCCAAGACGGGUACAACCGAUGAUGCCACACUCGCAGCAUGCGGCUUAUUUUUUCCUCAGUGCGAAAAGGUCUCACCGGAAACAAGUCAGUGUGUGGAGUUUAUAACUGACACUAUCAAAAUGCUACAAAGAACAAUAACCGAGAAAAACAAUCAUAUAAAUGAUAUGAAAAAAAUGCUGGAAGAGUUACGAAGGCAAUUAACUGUUGACAACAACAAAAUUCAAACGUUAGAAGAGAAACACCGUCCAAAUGUAUGCAACAAAGAUGUAAAUGGAAAAAAGGUAAACAAGGAAGCAACAACGCCUCCAAAUAAGCCAGGGGGCCAAGAAGCAGACGACCGUGUGCGGCAUCUUAUUGGUACUGUGCAGGAACUAAAAGAGCGGCUUCGGGCGACCGAACUUGCCCGCACUGUAUUGGAAAAACAGAACGAGCGCCGACGCCGUGAGCUGGAGGAGCAAAUGGCGCAGCUGGGCACCGAGAGGGAUGCGUUGGCGGAGCGUGUGCGUGAGCUAGACACGCGACUGGGCAGUGCGACCGUCUCUCUGCAUGACGCGGAGCAUGAGUGCGAAUUGGUGGCCGGGCUGCUUGGAGUUCCGACGGUGGAGGCCGGCCGUGAGAGCGAUGUAUCCGUUGCGGGCCGCCUGCGGUGUGUCUCUGGCGCUGUGCGUGAGCUGGGGGAGCAGAACGAGCGCCGACGCCGUGAGCUGGAGGAGCAACUGGCGCAGCUGGGCACCGAGAGGGAUGCGUUGGCGGAGCGUGUGCGUGAGCUAGACACGCGACUGGGCAGUGCGACCGUCUCUCUGCAUGACGCGGAGCAUGAGUGCGAAUUGGUGGCCGGGCUGCUUGGAGUUCCGACGGUGGAGGCCGGCCGUGAGAGCGAUGUAUCCGUUGCGGGCCGCCUGCGGUGUGUCUCUGGCGCUGUGCGUGAGCUGGGGGAGCAGAACGAGCGCCGACGCCGUGAGCUGGAGGAGCAACUGGCGCAGCUGGGCACCGAGAGGGAUGCGUUGGCGGAGCGUGUGCGUGAGCUAGACACGCGACUGGACAGUGCGACCGUCUCUCUGCAUGACGCGGAGCAUGAGUGCGAAUUGGUGGCCGGGCUGCUUGGAGUUCCGACGGUGGAGGCCGGCCGUGAGAGCGAUGUAUCCGUUGCGGGCCGCCUGCGGUGUGUCUCUGGCGCUGUGCGUGAGCUGGGGGAGCAGAACGAGCGCCGACGCCGUGAGCUGGAGGAGCAACUGGCGCAGCUGGGCACCGAGAGGGAUGCGUUGGCGGAGCGUGUGCGUGAGCUAGACACGCGACUGGACAGUGCGACCGUCUCUCUGCAUGACGCGGAGCAUGAGUGCGAAUUGGUGGCCGGGCUGCUUGGAGUUCCGACGGUGGAGGCCGGCCGUGAGAGCGAUGUAUCCGUUGCGGGCCGCCUGCGGUGCGUCUCUGGCGCUGUGCGUGAGCUGGGGGAGCAGAACGAGCAUCAACGCCUUGAGUUGGCUGAAGCGGAGUCCCGUCGUGUGCUUGAGCUGGAGUUUGUUCGUAUCCUUUCUUCGCUCUUUGUUGAUGAACGUAAUGCAUUGCGUAGUGAGUGUUUUAAACUGUGUGCCGAGUUGGAAGAGUGGAAACGUUCGUUUUCGAAGAUUUCUGUUUCCGUUAACGAUGCUGUGGAGAGGUUGGGUUGUGCUCUGCAUGGUGUAUCGAGUAAUAGCGGUGGAGAUGUUUGCGUGUGUAAAGGUGUUGACGUUAUUUCCUCUUCUAGUCUUGUGGAUCCUGCUGCUGUUGGAGCGGUGGCAGUGAAGUUGGAGCGGCUGGCGUCUGUGUGGCACACGGUCGGCCAGGGUCAGCAUCUGGCGUGUGCGCGUUAUUAUGAGGUGGCUUGUGAGUUGCUUCGAGAUGUUUUUCAAGCGUUGGGCUUAAUGGCGCCUUCUUCUUCGUUCCAUGCGCCGUUUGGCGCGAGGGAGGAGGUUCUGCAGGAGUUACUGACGUGGACGAGUACCCCGCAGGACUGCACGAAUGUCGAUGGGAAUGGAAGGUUGUUGCUGGCGCGCUAUGAAGAGACAAUGGCAGCGGGAAUACGUGCUGUGGAGACCGACGUGCUGCAGCGUGUGCGGCUUGCCGCGGAUCGUAUUUUGAGGGUACGUCUUGCCUACGAAGCCGUUGGGAAUGCGUUGGGGGAUGGAACUGUGCAAGUGGCUGCAGGCACGAGUGACGGCGAGGACGACAGCGUCGUUGCGAAGAUACGCGAACUGCAUGUGUGCCUGAGGGACUCGCUGGAGUCGCUUGUGACAUUUCUCGGAGAUGACACGGGAGGUGCGACGCGGCGGCUCCACGACGGUGUUUCGUUUGAAGCGAUGGUCAAGGAACUGAUGAAAGAAUGUCGCAGUGCCUCGGCGGCAUUUGUGGACAUCACGUCACUAGUGCGGGAUGGAGUGGAGGAGAAGGAAGAAGUCCCGGGCAGCGAAGCCACCACCAUCACCACCACAAACAAAAACAACAACCCUAAACCUCUUGUUUGUUGCUAUGAGGACCUUGUGGUAUCAGUGCGGCGCUCGUUGACGCGGGCCCGCGGUGAGCGGGAGAAAUACAAGCGUCUUUGCGAGGAAAUACGUCGUGUACUCGCCAUGACAACAGGUACGGUGAGCGUUGCGACGCAGUCUUCGCUCCUUGGAGCUUGCCUGCCACAUGCUGACGUUACCACGGAUAAUAUCAGCUCUUUUGCGGAUGCGCUUGCCAGUCAGAAGACGAAACCGUUGUUUUCUAAAGAGGAGUUGGUUGGUUCGGGAGAUUCAGAUUCGUGCCAGUCGCCGUUGGGGUCGCGGCAUUCCUUUGAGAUUGUGCACCAGGUGCGAAGCCACAUCGCCUCGAAGGUGGCGGAGGUACAGGAGUUGCGCACAGCCGUCACGACGAGUGUGGAGAAGCUUGGCGGUACUGUGACUUCCCCAAGCGUCGCAUCACACGUUAUUGCCAACACGUUGCUGGAUGUUGUGCGGGAGACAAGCGCAUCCAUUGCGGACGUGCAAGCCCUUAUCGAUCCCGAUGCCGCCGCGGUGCGCUCGGGCCCUCCGCGGCUACGCGACCUCGUCAGCUGCCUCCAGGUGAAGGUGGGCGAGUGGGAGGCGAGUAUGCGGGAGGCGCGGGAACUCGUGAAUUCCGUCAUGAACGUGAAUGACCCGAACUAUUCUCUCGCCGCAUCGCCCGGUCGCUCACUCACGCGUAAAUCGAAACCGAAGCCGGUGGUGGCGGGCAGAGGUGACGAGUCGCUCUCGCUUAACCGCACGUUCCCGGUGUCGUCUGAAAGUGUUUCUAUCGGACAACUCCCGGACGGGCGCAGUGUUGCCGAUGCGUCCCCGCGGAAGAACCGUGCGUUCACCCCUUUUUCCAGCGAGGCGGAGGGUGGCGGGGUGAGCGGCAAGUUUGUGCAGGACGCCGUUCUGGAAAUACGCGCCAAACUCAUCGGGAUCCGACAGCUGACAAACGCAUGCGCCACCGCCGUGUGUCUUAUGGGCGGCGAGGAGGGGGUAGAGAGGCAGGCGCUCGAUGUGCUGCCAGUGCAACUUUUGCAGCGGGCACAGGAGGUGAACGAGGUGAUUCAGUUGACGCAGGACGCCGUCUCUCUUCUUGACGGCACGGAGGAGGAAGUGGGGGGGACGGCUGGCGGUGAUGCCGCCAGUUCCUGUCCAUCCAUCCGUACACGUGUGCGGCGUCUCGUUGAGGGCAUGAAGGCACUUAAGGACGAGAAUGAAUCGCUGCGGCUGCAGGAAAUCGCCUCCCUGAAACAAAAGGCAUUUCUUCUGCAGGACUUUGAAGCGAUGCGGGAUAAAUUCGCAAGUCAAGAAAAGCGGCUCGGCGAGGAGUAUCAAAAACUGUUAGGGGAAUGCAAUGAACUUCGCGGGACGAUUGACCGUCGCAUGCAAGAAAUCCAGGAGCGGGACGACACACUUGCGAUGCAAGAGAGGCGGAAUACCGAACUUGAGGAGGAGCGUGAGAGGCUCCAUGCCGAGUGCGAUCAGCUUCGGCGGCAGAUAACGACAUUACGUGUCACGCGGGACGAUUUGCAAGUGUUGGAGGCGGGUCCGAAAGAGGCAGCCGUCAUUCUGCGAAGAGCGUCAGCUUUUUUGUACGGACGGCUCCAAAACGCCAUAAAUCAAAUAUCAGCGGUUUCCUCUUCUUCCUCUUUCACCUCCACCUUGUGGACAGCGGCAGAGGAAAAAGUCACUGAGAAGCAUCUACAAGAAGAUAAACCAGAGGGCAUCGUAAAAGCACUUGAUGUCAAUGAUGCGUCUGUUUCUGCAGCGCAGUUGAUGGCAGAGAGCGGCCGCGAACUGCGUCGCUGCGGGCAGGCCAUUCAGCAGAUCGAGCUUCAUUUAAGAACUGAGACGCAGCUGCGUCAUUGGGUGCGGUGGGUUUGUGUGCGGACAAAGGACGAAUUGGUUAGUGAGGAGGCAGCUGUGCGCACACUCCUGCGUGAGGCCUGUCGUAAUGGAGCCGUGCUGCUGAGCGAAAAAAUGCGGGUGUUGAAGGAGCGGGAUGACAUGCGGUGCCUCCUGCAGCAGCGCCUUGAAGAGGUGUUGAGCAAACACGAUGAGGAACGCGCGGCGUGGAAGCGACGUCUGCAGGAUUUAAACGAGACACAACAGUUGCCCUUUUGCUCAAGUUCUGCGGCGAGUAAUGUGGCAACAGUGAGGGAAGGUGCCUGUGAACUGCAGCGGGAGGGCCCGAGAGCCCACAGUCGUCUCGAACAGUGGAUAAUUGAGAACACGACGGCGCCGUUGCCCAACGCGUCCCUGCAACGAGCAGCAGCAGCAGCAGCGGCAGCGGCGGCGGUGGUGGUGGAGAAGACGACGGAGUUGUGCGGUGCCCCACGGGAGUGCGUACCGGCCGCCCUCGAGUUUCUGCCGGCCGUUGGCGGCGACGGGGCGACUGGCGAAUGGCGACCGGAGGAACCGCUGUCCGACGACGUGAAGUGUGUGCAAAAACUCGCAGAGGAUCUUUCACGAUGCCGAGUGCUUCUGCAGGAACAGUUAUUAAUGAUGGGCGAAGACAACGACGAUGAUGUCUCGCGAUCUGAAGAGCGACGGGAUGACGGGGCGGAUCAGAGAGCGUCCCUCUCCAGACUUAUGGAGCGACACAAGAGUUCUCUGAAGAGGCUUGUCUCUGAGCGUGCGGCGCUGCACGUUGCGUGGCAGGCGGCACAAAGUGAAGUUUUGAGGCUUCACCGCGAACUGCAUGAGGGCGAAGAGAGAUAUACGCGCGACACGGAGGAGGCGGGACGCCGCAUCGGCGAUCUCCGCGCCAUUGUGCAGCAGAAACUGGUCGCGGAUGCGAAGACGGAGCGGGAAAUGGAGGAGAUCCAGUCGGUGAUGGACCAGCACCUCGCUGUUCUUUACAGUUACGCCAAAGAAGAGGAGGCAGUGACACGUCACCUGCAUGAGUUAUGCCGGUUAAUGCGAUCCAAGACGAACGUCCAAAAACAACACACCCGACUGCAUUUUUAG